UGGUGAGGUCCCCAAGUAGUGAGCAUAGAAGACCAUGGUGGCCUUUGGCCCUACUGCCAUUUCCCAACCCACUUAUUACGUCUCUAGACUUGAAAGUGCAAAACACGAUACACUUAGCAUAUCUGGGCUUGCGUUGGAAGUACAGAACACGAUCGUCCACGACGACUUCACAACACGGUGUUGGGACUAUUGUCGAUUCUGAAUUUGGUGACCAGCCAAUCGGAUAUUCCGACGCCGCGCCAGGCCUAGGUAUGUAUUCAAAUGUAGAACUCGUACGUUCGCGCAUCAGCACGAUGUGCAUUAUAUUUGUUGUUUCUCUCUUUGCAUCAUCAUUUCCUUUACUCUCAAAGCGUCUCACGUUUCUUCAAAUACCUCGCAUCGUCUUUUUUAUUGGAAAACACUUUGGAACAGGCGUCAUCCUGUCCACGGCCUUCGUUCAUCUCCUCCAAGACUCUUUUGAGGCUUUGAGCAAUCCAAUUUUACGCUCUCGCUCGAAGAUAGGGGAUUUUACUGGUCUUAUCGUACUAAUCUCGCUAUUGGCCAUAUUCUUGAUUGAAUAUGUAUCCACCUCAUACGUGGACCGGCUCCAGUCAUACAGUUCACCGAUUCAAUCUCCACAGUCGUCUACUCCAACUGCGUCGACACCUAUUUCUACGACACCUUCCCAUCGCAACCAUACGCCUCAGCCACAAGAAAGCUGUGCUUCCCAAUCUGAGCGCACGCAUCUUGUAUCUUCUCAUUCUCAUUCCUCCCACAGCCCUCGACGUACACGAUCGUUCUCGUAUGGGUCUACAAGCCAGCCGCACAGGCACGAUUCCUACUUCUUCGAAGGACAUCACAGACACGAAGCCAGGUGCUCCCACGAUACGCACCACGAACGCGGAUUCAAGUUGUCGUCAUCAUAUGGCCCAGAAGACUUCGAACAGGGUGUUGUAAAUGACAUUGUACAUGACCGAGAGCUGCACGUUGAGCAUGGGCAUUCGCAUUCACAUACGCUUGAUUCUGAAAUAAAGGAAGUUCAAGUCGGAAAGAAACGGCAGAUUGUCGGCAUUCUCGUGUUGCAAUUAGGCAUCAUGAUACAUUCCGUUAUCAUAGGUCUAACAUUAGCGAUCACUCAGGGCCCCGAGUUCACGUCACUCCUCGUGGCUAUCAUUUUUCACCAGCUUUUUGAGGGACUAUCGCUCGGUAUUCGGAUAGCAUCCCUUCCCUCAUCGGACGAUGGAGGCACCAAGUAUAUGGCCAUUUUAAGAUCUACUCUUAUCAUGCUCUUUGCAUUUACCAACCCUGCAGGCAUUGCAAUCGGUCUCCUGGCAUUCAGGCGGGGUCACGACGUCGUGGAGAUGCUCCUCAUUCAAGGAAUCAUGUCUGCCAUUUCCGCAGGGAUGUUGAUGUAUGCCGCGUGUGUUGAGAUGCUUGCGGGAGAUUUUGUGAUGGACCCAAUUUUGUGGCGUAGCGGGCUUUGGAAACAGGCGCUUGCGUUGGUGAGCUUGGGCGCGGGGGUGGUGGCUAUGGCACUCGUGGGGACGUGAUGUGUCUGGAUCCGAUUGUUGUCUUAUUGGGGGUAGGAUACCCUAUGUAGGACGUUUCUAUCUAGGAAAGUGGGACAUCCGUGUCUCUACUGCAAAUGCCCCAAUGGGGGGGGAGGUGAUUUCCAUUGGUCCGCCGUUCCCGCCGGCUGAUGGUAGUAGUGGUAACAUCUUUAUCCUGUACAGUUACCUAUAUGUGGUGUAUUUAUUGUUCAACACUGUC
Messenger RNA from Suillus bovinus, 1749 nucleotides. Its product is annotated as zinc iron permease. Gene Ontology annotation, biological process: zinc ion transmembrane transport. Gene Ontology annotation, molecular function: zinc ion transmembrane transporter activity. The transcript is spliced from 9 exons. Gene Ontology annotation, cellular component: plasma membrane. The record is from RefSeq and is a predicted model, not a curated record. NCBI's taxonomy places the organism in Eukaryota, Fungi, Basidiomycota, Agaricomycetes, Boletales, Suillaceae. Bases 252 to 1529 code for a protein of 425 amino acids.